CUGUGUCAAAAUUGUCAAAAAUGCCCUGAAGAAGCCAGCUGUAGGGGAUUGUUUUUUCAAUAAAUUUUAAAAACUAACAAGAUGAAUGAAGACCUGAAGCUGAUGUUAAUUGAUGAUAUUAACAUAAAAAUAGGUGGUGAUAUUAAUGAUUUGAGCGAAGCAUUAUCGCUUGAACGGGAUUUGUUAGAAAGGAGAACAGCUUUGCAGAGCAGUUUAAGAUUGGUUAACAAUGAGGUGCCGAACAAGAUAUCUCUCGCUGUUGCGAAAGCUGAGUCGAAUUCCACACAGAUAGCAAAUCUUAAGAAUAGAAGUGAAACUCUCAAAUUAAAAGUAAAAGACUUUCUUGAACGAACAGAACCUUUGCGCACAGAACUGGACAAAAGGUUCACCGCGAUAAACCGAUUAGAACAUGUACUAGUUUAUCUGAAAUCAUUUGUGAAAAUAGAUGACAUCAGCCGUCAAAUGAAACAAUGCAAUGACGAUGAGCAGCUAGUGCUCUGGUAUGCAGAGCUCAAAGAAAUGUGUAUUCUAUAUCAAAGCGGUCACCGGGCUACCUAUGUCAAAGAAUACACACAUUACUGGCACAAUAUUCUCAAAGAUAAAAUGACAAAGAGCUAUGAAGACACUCUAAAGCUGAUCAAGUGGCCCUUAGCAGCUGGUGCUCAAAACUCACCCCCACCGAAAGAGAUAUUAAUUAGAUUCAAUAAUCUUACACGCUAUUUGUUCCUCAUCGAAGAACCUGAGAGUGUUUCCGUAGCUAGUGUAUCUGGAGAAUUUGGACAAGAGCAAGACCCUUGUCUCCCAGUGAGAAUCCUAUUACGCCCUUUUAAGAAAAGGUUUGCUUUCCACUUCACUGGGAGUCGACAGACUGCUCGAAUCGACCGCCCCGAGUGGUUCCUAACCCAAACCCUCAACUGGAUAAAACAUCAUCAGAACUUUGUGCGGAACAACGUCCAGCCUGUUGCUGAUAAACUUGAGUUGAAGAAGAUAAAGACUGUGGACGAAUUCAACGACGGUCUUAUAGCUUUAGCUGCUGAGCGUCUCCACACAGUACUUGGCUUGUACCACGCUCAGAACGCUAAAGGAGAUUUACUCGAUGCUGACGCGGCUUUCGCCCAUGCUGUUGACGAAACCCUUGGUUUCCAUAGAGAGCUGAUGCUUAUUACGGACAAUGAAACCAAUAAUGUGUUAGCAGUGCUGACUAAAGCUGAGAUCUUUGUGAAAUGGCUGGCUGUUGAGAAGAAAUACGCGCUAGCAAAAAUGGAUGAGACACUAAGCAGCGAGCAAUGGAGCGAGGCGGUGGCGGCGGGCAUCGGGUCCGCCGUCGGGGCCAUGGUUUGGGUCCCGCGGGGCGCCGACUGGUUCAUAGCGCUGCUGAAGACUAUCGAGGACCGAUACGUUGUGCUGCCUCAGCCGGGACACCGAUUACAAUUCCUCGAACUUCAAUUGGAACUGGUGGAAGAGUGGCGCGUGCGUUUGACGCAGCUGUUAAACGCUGCGGUCUCUUCACUGCGCCCUGAGACUUUCUUGACAGCUGAUUCGUCGCCGCAUCCGUUGACAGCUGUCAUCAAUGCCACGCAUCACACCAGAACUACACUGAUUCAGUGGGCGCAUUCCUUGCAUUACCUCCAACUGCACUACUACCGGCGGCAGUUCAACCACUUCACACAGCUGCAACACCUGGAUAACGAGGCUCAAGAACAAGCAGAGAACUCGAGCGCUGAAGAAGAGAGCGAGGCAUCCAACGUUACAGGUGAUUUAGACUCCACUGCAGGAAGGCGACCCUCUAACGUACCAGAAGACAAAGUUGACCUUGACGAUCUAGCCAAAAAGAGGCCCACGUUGAAGGAAGUCGAACUUCAUGCCAAGAAGCUAGCAAUGAAAUUUGUAGAGAAAUCAUACUCACUGAUGAGUGACUUGCCGCCAGUUGAAAUACAAAUCCCCGAUUUCACCGGCCGUUCGUCAUCUCCCAUAGCAAGCAUGGUGAUAACCACGACAAUGCCAGAGAAUCCGGACGCUGAGGAUGCCGGCGUUUUCGGCGAAGCCCCGAGUUUGCUAGCUCGGCUUCGAGACAGCGGUCUGGCGGACUUGUCUGAACAUAUACUGCUGGAGUUUAAGGCAGGGUUGAGGGAUUAUAAGAAGUUGGCCUGGCACGCGUGUCUAGUAGUAGAAGAGAUGGCGUUAAGCGUAUCUGCGCCGCUAUGCCGACCGCUGGCAGCGCUUUGCGCGCGGUUGGGGGCAGCCUCGGCGCGCUUAGCACCCGCGUUGGCCGCCCGAUUACGCGCGCGCCUGGCUAAUGACGUCGACCAGUACAUUUUCGAGGUGAGGCUUCUUACAGGUCAUUGA
Ostrinia nubilalis (European corn borer) is the source of this 2346-nucleotide messenger RNA. RefSeq names its product RAD50-interacting protein 1 (gene Rint1). Gene Ontology annotation, biological process: retrograde vesicle-mediated transport, Golgi to endoplasmic reticulum; regulation of ER to Golgi vesicle-mediated transport; endoplasmic reticulum to Golgi vesicle-mediated transport. NCBI's taxonomy places the organism in Eukaryota, Metazoa, Arthropoda, Insecta, Lepidoptera, Crambidae. Gene Ontology annotation, cellular component: Dsl1/NZR complex. The record is from RefSeq and is a predicted model, not a curated record. The transcript is spliced from 13 exons. Bases 82 to 2346 code for a protein of 754 amino acids.